Molecule: messenger RNA, 1019 nt
Organism: Anthonomus grandis grandis
Lineage: Eukaryota; Metazoa; Arthropoda; Insecta; Coleoptera; Curculionidae
Product: ubiquitin-conjugating enzyme E2 N-like
Exons: 2
Coding region: 196-648 (150 amino acids)
Source: RefSeq, a predicted model, not a curated record
UCAGUUGUCACUCUUGUCACCGCCCUUUGGUGUUUGAAGACGGCGGUUUUUGACCGACUUUCGCGUAUAAAACAUGUAUUUUAAUUUCUUAUAGGAAAUAUCCAGUGAAAUUUUAGGGGAAACAAAUCCAGUUACCAAUUAAACGCGAAAUUUCGAUAUUUCCUAUUAAUUUUGGUGCACAAACAAAUUGGGGUUAUGGCAGGCUCCACACGUAGGAUCUUAGUUGAAACUAAAAAUUUAUCAAAAGAUCCUCCCCCAGGAAUAAGCGCUACGCCCGACGACAAUAAUUGCAGAUACUUUCAUGUAGUAAUGGCUGGUCCCUCAGGUUCCCCAUAUGAGGGUGGCCUAUUCAAGCUUGAGCUCUUUCUGCCUGAAAACUAUCCUUUAUCACCGCCUAACGUUCGUUUUCUAACUAAAAUUUAUCAUCCCAACAUUGACAAACUAGGUCGAAUAUGUUUGGAUAUAUUGAAAGAUCAGUGGUCACCUGCUCUUCAAGUUCGCACAGUCUUAUUAUCAAUUCAAGCAUUGCUUAGCAGCCCAAACCCAGAUGAUCCUUUGGACAAUGUUGUAGCAAACAUGUGGAAAACAAGGGAACAUGAAGCCGUUAUGAGAGCAAAAGAGUGGACUCACUUAUAUGCAAUGGAAUGAAUCGAGCUUACUUAGUUUUGUACCAAAUAAAAGACAGACUGUGAUAAUUAAAUCUUUUAUUGCUUGUAUGGGCAAUAUGUGCCGAAAAACCAAGUUUACUGAAGGAACUCGACAAAAUACUAUUCACACUUUUGCAUUCAUUUUAUUAUAUUCCUUUUGUAUGUCGCGUUUAUUAUUUUUAUUGAUUUGAACGCUAAACUUUAUGUUUAGGAAAUUAAAAACAAUGUACAAGCAAAUAAGCUUCUUGAACUAUGAUUUUAUGAAUUAUUAAAUCAUUUUUAUAUACUUGAUGAAAAUUGAUUUUUUUUUAAUAAAGAAUGAUGAAAUUAACUUGGAACCUUAAUGUCAUGUUAAAACAAAUCAUUAUUGAA